AUGGCAUCGGCAGCCGCAGCAGCAAUCCUACCCAUAACAGAGACUGCAGCCACCAGGAUGACAGCAGGAGCAGCAGGCAAAAUCGUGCGAUGGACCAAGAACUCUUUGGCGAGGAAUAAACAAGCCAUGAUAGACCCGAGCAAUUUUUCUCGAGUUUUGGCCCCUCCAGUUUUGGAUCUGGCCAGAGAUGUAUCAUUGCGAUUGCAGGAUCAACGAUCUCAGGUAGAAAAGCUACAAGAUUAUGUGACCAAGAGUCUAGAGGGUGGCAGUCUGGGAAGCGUUUCUCAGGAAAAUAUAGAUCCCAAUGUGGGAAAUGGCAAUCCAACAGCGGAAAAGAACAAAAAAAUCAUUGCCACUUCUUCGCAACCGUACUGGUGGAAUCAGUUGCAAAAGGAAGAGAAGACAAUGAUGACAAGCGAAGAACGGCAAAAGCGUCGACAAGCACUGGAAAAGGCCCGUCAAAAUUUGCACAAUCUCAACAAGUUGCAUGAGAACACACAGGAAAUCGCCGAAACGUUUUGGGCCCACUUGGAAACCAACAAGACGGAAAAUCCCGUAUUGGAUAAGCGAGAACAAAAAUGGCUCAAGGCAACCUUUCGGCAGAUUCGAGAUCGGCAUGCCUUGACUGUGGAGGAUCUGGCCGAGUUUGCCAUUACGACAAGACCCUA
This is a messenger RNA of Seminavis robusta, 668 nucleotides long. The record is from the annotation of a GenBank genome assembly. Lineage: Eukaryota; Bacillariophyta; Bacillariophyceae; Naviculales; Naviculaceae.